GGCAUUUUGAUCGAUCUUGAUAUAUGAAUCUAUUUCUAACUUGUUACUGGACUAUCACUGUUGCUGGAAGAAGUGGAAUUCUAACAUAUGGGAGUGGUGAUUUCUCUGCACAGUGUAACAGAAACAUUUAAGCCAUUUAGUCACCGGUGCCAAACCCCUUAUAGGGCCGCCAAUAGUACCUCUUCUUUUUGGUACUCAAUCAAGAGAGCUUCAGCAUAUAUCAUUGUUUUAUCUUCCUAUUCAGCUUAUGGUAAGAAGCAUUAUACACCCCAAUAUCUAUGGCUGCAAGCAGAGCUUCCGAAGGUCAAUAGGAGUGAGACACCGUGGUUGAUUGUUCUUAUGCAUGCGCCAUGGUAUAAUAGCAACAAUUAUCACUAUAUGGAAGGCGAAACCAUGAGAGUGCAGUUUGAGUCGUGGUUUGUACAGUACAAAGUUGAUGCUGUGUUUGCUGGUCAUGUUCAUUCGUAUGAACGAUCUGAACGAUACUCGAACAUUGCUUACAAUAUUACAAAUGGCCUUUGCACUCUUGUGAAAAACACAUCCGCUCCCGUAUACAUAACCAUCGAUGAUGGAGGAAAUAUUGAAGGGUUGCUGAACACAGAGGCACAGCCAAGUAACUCUGCAUUUCGCGAGGCCAGUUUUGGUCACGGUGUUUUUGAGAUUAAGAACCAGACUCACGCUUACUUUGGUUGGCACCGUAAUCAAGAUGGUUAUACCGUGGAAGCUGAUUCUCAAUGGUUUUUCAACUGGUACCGGUACCCGGUGCCCAAUCCUGAUGCCCUUAUCUUUCUUGCUCUCCCAAUACAGGUUUAAAAACAAAGGAAAAGGAAAACAGAAAGAACAGAAGGGGUUUCUCUGGUUUUGGUCUCUGGAACAAAACAAAGGUGAUUUUUUCGAUCUCCAAAGUUUUUUUUUUUUUCCGCCAAUCGGUAGGAGAGAUAA
Rhododendron vialii is the source of this 942-nucleotide messenger RNA. Its product is annotated as purple acid phosphatase 10-like. Lineage: Eukaryota; Viridiplantae; Streptophyta; Magnoliopsida; Ericales; Ericaceae. The transcript is spliced from 4 exons. The record is from RefSeq and is a predicted model, not a curated record. Gene Ontology annotation, molecular function: acid phosphatase activity. Bases 88 to 813 code for a protein of 241 amino acids.